UUUCAAACAAAAAACUCAAUUCAAAAUCCGAAUACACUACAACCCCACUGAGAGCAAUCAAUAACACGAAAAAAUUACCACAAUCCCCCACCAUUCAUCAUCAUGGAGCCUGCAUCCUUGGAUCUGACACUUCCUGAAGCCGCGCCCGAGCUCAUACAGUUCAGGAAGUACGCCUGGAGCGCGAGCGCGUUCUACCUUUACACGCUCGUUCCCGGGGUGGACCUGGACGAGGUCGCCGUCGUCUUGCAGGGAGAGUGGCUCGAAGACGGGGACGACAUGCCCAUACUCAAAGUCGCGAAGCCCGAGGCCGACUUCUCGGGCAAGACCCUCGCGGACGUGGUCGCGGCGCACGUUGCGACGGACAAGGGGAUCAAGCGCGACAAGAAAUGGCGGGGCCGUGGGUCGAAGGGCGACGUAGACGUGUAUCCGGAGGCGUUCGUGGUCGUGACGAAAACGGACUGGAAGGAGGACCGCGGGCUGCUGUUUGUGUACGUGAUGGAAGGGGUGAAAGGGAGGGGUGGCAGGCUAGAUAAGUACUUCUUCAAGUAUGAGGACGGAUAUAUACUGCUUUCGAGCGUGUGGCUUAACGACGAGACGAUGGACGGCGCAAAGGAGGCAUUUGAUAUCGAUGGGAAGCAUGAUUUAGAUGACGAGGAGGAAGAGGAAGAAGAAGUGACGACCGACGAAGAGGACGAUGAGUGAAGGAUACGGUAACAGGUAGAGUAAAACACACAUGUACAAGAGCGCUUUAGACAUAAUAUAUCAGCGAUUUAGGUGCAUCAGAUUGGCAUCAUGCAUUAAUUAGGUAAAACCUAUAAGGAUAUGAAAUGGAAAUAACUAUUAAUCGUUGAGGUACUUAUCAAUAUCGUAU
Messenger RNA from Daldinia caldariorum, 871 nucleotides. RefSeq lists its product as uncharacterized. The transcript has a single exon. The record is from RefSeq and is a predicted model, not a curated record. Lineage: Eukaryota; Fungi; Ascomycota; Sordariomycetes; Xylariales; Hypoxylaceae. Bases 103 to 702 code for a protein of 199 amino acids.